GCGAAAGAGUCGCGCGAAAGCACGCAUGCGCGAAUGUGACCACAAAUAAGAAAUACAAGAUGAAACAACUUUGUAUUGUCGUCGCGUUAGUAUCCGUUUUCGGAUUGUCUUUUCAAAAAUCGACGCCACAGGACACUCACUAUGUAGCAGCCGUAGUUGAGUACCACAGAUUGACCACCAAUGUUCAAAACAACACCGCUAGAUACGUCAGUCUAAUCCAGGAAGCUGCAAGACAGAAUGCUGACAUAGUGGUGUUCCCCGAGCUGACCCUUACGAACGCGCAAUAUACAUUCGAGGUGCCCAUCAACGGGCUGGUGAAGGAACAGCCUGUACCAGCUCUCUACCCUUCUGGAUAUGAUGAGGCGAUCACAGCGAUAUCACAAGCGGCUUUAGACAACCAGAUCUACGUGGUGAUCAACGGCCGCGAGAGUCUGGACUGCAGGCUCGCAGCCACUAGGGCUGUGGAGUACUGCCCUGAGGAGAAGGCCUACAUCUUCAACACCAACGUCGUCUUCGACAGGAAAGGGGCCAUCAUUGACAGAUACCGCAAAAUCAACUUAUUCGGGGAGGUGGCUCAUACGCCCGCCUUGAGGCCUGAACUGGGCAAGUUCACGACGGACUUCGGUGUGACCUUCGGGCACUUCGUCUGCUUCGACCUGAUGUUCCAGGUGCCAGCCAUACAGGUCGUCCAGAAAGAGAAAAUUAAGAACGUCAUCUUCCCCACCAUGUGGUUCUCCGAGUUGCCAUAUUUAUCUGCUGUUCAAAUUCAAGAAGCGUACGCCUACAGUUUGGACGUCAACUUCUUGGGUGCAGGAGCCAACAACGUACGAGUUGGCAGCGCAGGUUCUGGAAUAUACUCUGGAAAAGCUGGUGCCCUUAUCAGCACAAUGCCGGGAGUAUCGGACACUCGUCUUCUUGUUGCCAGAGUACCUAAAGUGCCCGGACAAAUUACAGAACCAUUCCCGGGUCCGAUCUAUGACAACCCCACGACUCAUGACAACUUGAAGUUGAUCAUCGACCCCUCUCUGGCCUCCCACAAAAGCAGACUGCUGGUACCAGGGUUCCAGGAGUUCACGCUAGAAGACGGUGACGUGUCAUGCACAUUCAGGGUCAAUAUUGGGCGCAGGACUGGCAACGAGUACUACAGAUACAGAGCGGGUGCGUUCAGCGGUGUUCGUUCGUUCUCGGGGGUGGCGACCGGUGGCAUGCGAGCCUGCUCUGUGUACGCCUGUACCGGAGAUGAGAGGGAUACUUGUGGCAUGAGAUUCUCCCCUUACGUGGCCAACGCAACAGCUAUAUUCAUGGAACUGACCAUUAGGGCAACGAUGCCGACUCCAGUCGUGACCGAAAACCUGCAAGCCGACGGAUCUGUCGUAUACCCUGUUUCCUUAUCUGUAGCCACAUUACCUUUGGAAACAAGAGAAUAUUCAUACGCGAAGGUACCUUCCGGAGAUAGGACCCUUCACAUCUAUAGUUUGGAGAACAAAGCAGCAGAGUUGUAUUCCUUUGCAGUUUGGGGAAGACAGUUUAGCACUGACGGACAAAACGCCACAGACCCGAUAACAGAUGGCGCUAGUGUUCACUUCCUAAGUCACUUUAUGCUGGUUUUGGUGGCAAUUGUUUUAAGGCAAUUUUAAGAUGAUCGAUUUACUUUUUUGUUACGUUUUAAAUAUUUUUUCGACUAUGUUCAGUCAAACGAUGUCGAUCAAAGAUUUGUUCUUGCCAUAGUUUUUUUUUAAACAGUUUCGUUGUAAGUUCGUUUUAUGCUCCAAAA
Molecule: messenger RNA, 1774 nt
Organism: Trichoplusia ni (cabbage looper)
Lineage: Eukaryota; Metazoa; Arthropoda; Insecta; Lepidoptera; Noctuidae
Product: vanin-like protein 2
Exons: 10
Coding region: 60-1637 (525 amino acids)
Source: RefSeq, a predicted model, not a curated record